This is a messenger RNA of Doryrhamphus excisus (bluestripe pipefish), 5563 nucleotides long. Its product is annotated as large neutral amino acids transporter small subunit 4-like. Gene Ontology annotation, biological process: neutral amino acid transport; transmembrane transport. Lineage: Eukaryota; Metazoa; Chordata; Actinopteri; Syngnathiformes; Syngnathidae. Gene Ontology annotation, molecular function: neutral L-amino acid transmembrane transporter activity; L-amino acid transmembrane transporter activity. The record is from RefSeq and is a predicted model, not a curated record.
GUUUAUUCAUCGUUUCUCCGUCGCUAUAUAAUGUCAGCAAUGACCAAGGGGAUGGAGAAAGUCAAACAAAGUCCGCAGACGUCCUGCAUGAGAACUUUGACGUCUGCUGCGCGUCGACGGUUUUCUGGACCAGAAGAAGAGGACUAGACUGAAGACGGACGGACUCCAUUGUCGCCGAAGCUGCAGACCCAGGUGACACCGAGUCUUCGUCCUUCCCAGUCGGACAGGUGAAACACACUCAGCUGAGAUGGCGCCCACCUUAGCUACAGCUUUUGCCCGCCGUUGGUGGAUGGCGGUGACGGCAGUCAUUGAGAACCUGCUUUUCUCCGCCGUGCUGCUGGGCUGGGGAUCUCUGCUCAUCAUGCUCAAGUCUGAGGGCUUCUAUUCCUACCUGUGCAAAGCACCCGCAGACAGCAACAGCUCCAACGUCAGCCUGUCCAACAUGUCCACCGCUGAGACAUCUGACACCGAGGAGUACCUGGAGAUGAACGGCUGGCAAAUCUGCAAAGACCAGGAUGAGAUGCUGAACCUGGCCUUCACCGUGGGCUCCUUCCUGCUCUCCGCCAUCACUCUGCCCAUGGGUAUUGUCAUGGACAAAUACGGCCCGCGGAAGCUGCGACUCCUUGGCAGUGCCUGCUUUGCUUUCUCUUGCCUCCUCAUCGCCUACGGAGCAAGUGACCCCAAUAGUUUGUCCAUCCUGAUCUUUUUCGCCCUGGCCAUGAAUGGAUUUGGAGGCAUGUGCAUGACGUUCACCUCCCUGACACUUCCCAACAUGUUUGGCGACCUGAGGUCGACCUUCAUCGCCCUGAUGAUCGGAUCGUAUGCCUCCUCUGCAGUCACGUUCCCCGGUAUCAAGGUGAUCUAUGACCUUGGUGCCACCUUCAUCUCCAUCUUACUGGUUUGGGCCGGUUGUGCCUGUCUGGUGUUCUUCAACUGCUUCGUCAACUGGCCUCUGGAGCCCUUCCCCGGCCCAGAGGACAUGGACUUCACAGUGAAGAUCAAGUUCAGCUGGCUGGGAUUCGACCACAAGAUCACAGGGAAGCAGUUUUACCGGCAGGUGACGACAGUGGGGCGCCGUCUAAGUGUGGGCAACUCGGUCAAGCAGCAACACCAGCCCCGCAAAGACCUGGCCUCUCAAGAUGCCAGCAAGAUGUGCCUGUCCACCGUCGACCUGGAGGUGACGUGCAAGCCUCCACAGGAAACUCAGUCCUUCAUGAGGAGCGUGCUGAGCCCCAUUUUCCUCCUGAGCCUGAUCACCAUGUGCGUGACGCAGCUGCGCCUCAUCUUCUACAUGGGUGCCAUGAACACCAUCCUGGAGUCCCUGACGGAAGGAGAUCUCAGCACUGUGGAAAGGAUGCAAGUGGUCAGCACAUACACGUCCAUCUUUGGCGUGCUGCAGCUCCUGUGUCUGGCCACCUCCCCUGUCAUUGGCUACGUCAUGGACUGGAGACUCAAAGACUGCGAGGAUGAAAAAGACAAGAGUACUGCGAGGGAGCCUGGUCAGCCUCGCCGCCCAGACAAGAAGAUUCAGAAAAUUGUCAACUCCACCCGAGCUUUUAUCUUCACCAACUUACUCCUGGUUGGCUUUGGAGUCACUUGCAUCAUCCCCAACCUUCCUCUUCAGAUUUUGUCCUUCAUUCUGCAUACUAUUGUCAGAGGCUUCAUCCACUCUGCGGUUGGAGGCCUCUAUGCUGCAGUUUACCCGUCCUCUCAGUUUGGCAGCCUGACUGGCAUGCAGUCUCUGAUCAGUGCUUUGUUUGCGCUGCUCCAGCAGCCUCUCUUUAUGGCCAUGGUGGGGCCCCUGGAGGGAGACCCCUUAUGGGUGAACGUGGGCCUUUUGGCGCUGAGCAUGCUGGGAUUUUGCCUGCCCUUCUAUUUGCUGUGCCACAGCCGCUACCUCCAGCGCCUCAGGGAUGAGCAGGACGAAGACCCAAAGAUCUACGUCAAGAUGGACAACGGUACUAAGCCUGAGGCCUUUGUGUAGAAGAAACAAUGAAAAUGAGGAGGAUGUGACACAAACUUGACAGGAUGAGCGAAAGCGAUGAAAAAUAUGAUACUGAGGAGAUGCGGAAGGGUCAUGUGACUCUCGCAGGAACUCCAUUCCAUCCUGGACACACUUUUAUCACCGACACUGUUUUUUACUGCCAGUGUUUCAUCCAGCUUUCCUGCACCACUGUGCUGAGGACACACAACAAUGCAUUUGGAGCCCCCUGGCGGUACGAGUGCAUCACUGCAGUACAACAACAGCGUGCAACAGUGCCAACAAAGAUUUCCUUUUCCUUUACUCUUUGCAUCAUCAUAUAUAUUCGCCUCUGCAUCCGUAUCGUCCUGCCUGUCGUAUGACGAAAAACACUGAGGAGUGUUUUCAAGCCACAUUCCAAAAAGAGUUGCCCUUCUUUCAACACAGUCCAAUCUUUAAAGCUUCUCCAAUGAUCUAGUGGCUUGUGCUGAAGGGCAUCAAGUCAUCCAGCAGUAUUGGUAGCAAUUCAGUGGUGUUUUAAAUGAGCAGAUAUGUAAGUCCAGUAUGCGAGUACGAAACCGGUUUCACUGCAUGCCACCGAGAGACACUGCUGGAGUACACACUCACCCCGCCCUGUCUGCUUUUUUAAAAAUGCUCUCUGUAUCUUUUACAUAUUCUGUAAUAUGCUGUAUUGUUGCUUCGAUGCGGUGCGUUUGAGAGAAGUGCGCAGGGCGAAGAAGGUGUCGUGUGUAAAGGGUGGAGGUCACACAUUAAGUGUGGCUCAGUGGUUGCCGCAAGUGCCUCUGUGAGAUGCCAGACGAUGCAAAAUCAGGCAAAGAAAGUGGCUCAAACGCUUCAAUGAGUAUACUGCGGACACUGUGUACUUAGUUUAAAUGUGGAGAAUCUAAGGGCCCUACCAGAUCUGUGACUGUGUCUCAAUUUGCGCACUUAAAAAGCUACAUAGUUGUAAUUAGUACUUUAUUUUCAAAAAAGUACUUGAAUUGAACGGAACAGAAUUACUCCUCCAUACCAGUAAUUUAGUUUUGCUGUGUGAGUGAUUUCUGAGGCAGAGCUCGUACUUACAGUUCUCCACCAAAACACCAGGAGGUGCUGUCUUCUUUAGACUCGCUACUUAGCCUCCUGUGUGGGAAGGAGUAAACAAUGACGACGGAUCCAGACGGAUCGGUGCAUAAUACUGCAACACAUUUCAAAGUAAGGGAAACAGCUGUGUAAUGACAACUAAAGGAUUAGUAAUGCCAUCACGAGUGAAUAACUCGAGUGGUUGCAAUUUAUAAGUAAAAAGGAGAGAAGUGGGUACAUUGCAAUAAUAAUUUCUGGUAAAGUAUACAACGACUUGGGUGAAAACUGGCGCCUUUAGGAACUAUAGUACGCAGUGUACACAACACAAUUGUGUACUUUUCUCCUUUUUAAUUGCAAAUUGCAACCCCUCAAGAUGGCAACAGUUGAGCGCUUUUUCUUUCUUUUGCUUUUAUUUUAGUAACAAAUUAAAAGAAAACAUUCCCUACAGAAUAUACAUAUGAUAUUUCAACAAAAUCAAGCAAUAAACCGAAAUUUCUACAAAAGUGCACAAAUAGAGGCGCAGUCACAAAGGAACACAAACCAGAUCUCCUUCUUGAUUGUGAAUUGCAACCCCUCAAGAUGGCAACAAUUGAGCGCUUUUUGUUUCUUUUGCUUUUAUUUUAGUAACAAAGUAAAAGAAAACAUUCCCUACAGAAUAUACAUAUGAUAUUUCAACAAAAUUAAGCAAUAAAUCGAAAUUUCUACAAAAGUGCACAAAUAGAGACGCAGUCACAAAGGAACACAAAACAGAGAACAGUGCAUUCUUGCUCUAUUUCUAUAUACAGUCAGUCCAUUUCACUUGAAUACAUGCGUACCGCUCCUGAGACUCAAGGAACUAUAGAAUCCCAUAAGGCCGACUUGUCCAGAAGUAAAAAAAUAGUGUUAAAUUUCAUGUAACUCACACAGGCACUUCCAAAGACAGCCACCAUCCUGAGAGUGCCUCUUGUGUACAAAAGAUGGAAAGCAGCGGAUUUUCCUCUUCCAUCCACCCAAGUGCAUCUACUUAAAAACAAACAAAACUGAGCUGAGAGACAAGUCCCUACCUCCGUGGAAUGACUCAGUGAGAAACGAAUGGCACAUGAUGCACUUUAGAGACGAGUCAUGGAUUUCUGACUCGUGAGACCAAUGCUGCUGCUGCUGCUGCUGGUUUGUGGUGCAUGUUGCACAAGAAUGUCAAAUCAAUCCAUUUUCUAUAUGCCGCUUGUUAUCACUAGGGUCACCGCUCAAAUCAAAAUAUGGAAACAAAAAAAGUAUUUUUUUAUAUCCGUUCAUGUCUCAUUACAUUAUGUUUAUGUGCAGGACACAAUGUGAGUCUUGUCUCUCAGCUCAACAAUGUCCACUUAAGACAAAUCUAUUUUUAGUGAAUGGAAACUAAGAUGAGGUUCCAAGGUUCUCUCAGAUGCAGGUAUCUGGUAUAUGGUAUAUGACAAAGGGUUUAUUUCUUUACAAAACAGUUCAAGUAUCACAGUGAAAAGUACAUGAAUGAUGGGAAACUCCAUUCCUUUUACUGACUCCAGUUCUCAUGAGUCAUUAAAGUAUAUUGGUCACAUGAUUCACUGGAGCACGUGCACAGAAACUUCCGUGAAUCGUUGAAACGCGCUUGAAAUGGGUAUUCGAGUCACUUGAGUCAUGGCGCGCAUGCGUUGACACUCGUGUGAAUCGCGUCCCUCAAUUGCUCGAUUGACUUGAGUCACAGCGUAUGCGCAGAUACUUACGCCCAAUUGGGUACUCACUUUAUUCGUGUGUAAAUCGGGUACCGACUCACUUGAGCCACCCGCAACACCCUCAUUUAAUGACAUGUUUUGAAUGGAGCUGCAGAUUGAGUAAGUGAACAAGAGACCCGUGAGUCCUCAUUUCAGUGUUCGACGACUCUUUCAUGACUCGCACAUUUCGUGUGGUUAUUUGUUUGCGUUACAUCUAAAUCUGCAGAGAGAAACAAGUCAUUUUACACAAUCAUACACUUGAAGCCAAUGUGUACUCUGUGCUUUAUGCUGUUGUGUGGUUUUGUACAGGCAAAACUGUGCACAUUGUGUGGUGUUAUAUACACGUUUACACAGAAUUAGCAUUUAUCGAUUAUCAUCGUUAGUAGACUUCUGCUUUUCUGAGCAUCCGGCAUGCGUAUAUGUCAAAGUGAGUACUUUAUUCCCACAUUUAAUUUGCCUUUCCUGAAAAGGUAAAAAUAAUCUCACCCAAUUCAUUGAUAUCAUUAACUAAGCUAAUGACUUUAUAGUCCCACUGAUUGAUUGAUGUUUUGCUCAAGGUGCCAUCUUUCCACUGCUUCCUAUUGUGACAGGAAUAUGGAUUUUAGCCAACACAUGAAUUUAUCCCCGGACAGGAAACAUUUGCGUCUGUUUCUUUUGAACUUCUCCUCACUUUGUUUACGGAAAUGUAUUUGGAUGUUCUUAUGUUGUCUAUUUUGGUUUAUUCUUGUAUCGACGUCUCGGACAUUGUCAUUUUAAAAUCAUGUUUCACAAUGAUUUAAAAAAAAUAUGAAUAUAGGAAAACAAUAAAACAUCAUUUGUA